Molecule: messenger RNA, 1774 nt
Organism: Argentina anserina (silverweed cinquefoil)
Lineage: Eukaryota; Viridiplantae; Streptophyta; Magnoliopsida; Rosales; Rosaceae
Product: cytochrome P450 94A2-like
Exons: 2
Coding region: 261-1763 (500 amino acids)
Molecular function (GO): monooxygenase activity; oxidoreductase activity, acting on paired donors, with incorporation or reduction of molecular oxygen; iron ion binding
Source: RefSeq, a predicted model, not a curated record
AAAACAAUGUUCACACUAGGUUCACAUACUCUAAUCGAAAGUUAUGCAUGUAGGUCGGCACGAGUACGACCUGUUUAUUUGUUAAAGCCUAGCCUGCCGAGCAUGAAAGUGAAAAGAGGGUGACUUGUUUUUGUGGAACUCAUCCUUGAAUAGAUCUCAAUGGAAUUCUAUAUAGUGCCAAAUGCCAUCACCAUUUGUUUUCCAUUCAGAACCCCAAGCCUACUGAUUAACCACUUUGCAAAAAAGCAUACUGAUUAACCAUGUUUAUCGAGCUAUCGGCCUUGGCCCUUCUCUUCCUCCCCUUGCUUUUCUUCAUCCUCGACCUCUCGGGCGACUCGAAAACCGGCAAGUGCAAGCUCCCAAAAUCAUACCCAAUAAUCGGUUCACUAUUGGCUCUCUACAAGAAUCAUGCCAACAAACUGGCAUGGUACACUGAGCUUCUCCAAAACUCUCCCUCCGCCACUUUCUCCAUGCACCACUCUUUCCGCCACCGCUUUGUCGUCACCGCAAACCCCGCCGUCGUCCAGCACAUACUCAAGACAAACUUUCCCACCUACCAAAAGGGACCCUCUUCCCGCCAAAUGCUCCAGGAGCUCCUCGGCGACGGCAUCUUCAACGCCGACGGUGACAACUGGAAGUUUCAAAGACAACUCUCCAGCCAUGAAUUCAACACCAAGUCGCUUAGGAAGUUCGUUGAGAUGGUGGUUGACACUGAACUUAACCUCAGGCUCAUCCCCAUUUUAUUUAAGUCUUCUACAGACCGAACUGUUCUUGAUUUCCAAGACAUUCUCCAACGGUUUGCAUUUGACAACAUAUGUAAAAUCGGGUUCGGAUACGACCCCGAGUAUCUCCUUCCUUCUCUGCCACAAGCGAAAUUCGCUGUGGCGUUCGAUGAUGCCGUCAAGAUCAGCAGCGAGAGAUUCGGUUACUUGAGAGCGGUGUGGAAAAUCAAAAGAGCUCUGGGGAUCGGAUCGGAAAGUCGUAUCUGGCAAGUGGUGUCCGAUGUCCGCGAGUUCGCUAACACCAUCAUCAGGCAAAAGAAGCGAGAGAUGAACGAGACCAAAACACUCGAGUCUCACGACCUUCUCUCUCGGUUCUUGAGCUCCGGCCUCUCCGACGAAAAGUUUGUCACUGACAUCGUCAUUAGCUUCAUCCUUGCCGGCAGGGACACUACCUCGGCGGCGCUGACAUGGUUCUUCUGGCUGAUAGCAAACCACCCUCACGUUGAGAGCGAAAUUCUAAAGGAGAUCGAAGAGAAGUCAGAGACCGGAGACGGAUACGAUGAAGCGAAGGAGAUGGUGUACUUACACGCGGCGCUCUGCGAGAGCAUGAGGCUGUACCCGCCGGUUCCGAUCGACAGUAAAGAGGCGGUGAACGACGACGUUUUGCCAGACGGGACCAAAGUGAAGAAGGGGAUGGCAGUGGGGUACCAUGUUUACGCGAUGGGGAGGAUGGAGCAGAUAUGGGGGAAGGACUGCGCGGAGUUCCGACCCGAUAGGUGGUUGGAGAGGGACGUGGCGGCGGACAAGAGGAGGUUCGUGGCAAAGGACCAGUAUAGCUACCCGGUGUUUCAGGCAGGGCCGAGGGUUUGUUUGGGGAAGGAGAUGGCGUUUCUGCAGAUGAAGAGGGUGGUGGUUGGGGUUUUGAAGAGGUUUAAGGUUGUUCCGGAGAAGAGAGAGAAUGGAUUGGAGCCGGAGUUUGUUGCUUACCUUACCGCGAAAAUGAAAGGUGGGUUUCCGGUGACUGUUGUGGAGAGGGCAUAACUGCGUAAGUA